Molecule: messenger RNA, 591 nt
Organism: Phytophthora infestans T30-4
Lineage: Eukaryota; Oomycota; Peronosporomycetes; Peronosporales; Peronosporaceae
Product: Drug/Metabolite Transporter (DMT) Superfamily
Exons: 2
Coding region: 1-591 (196 amino acids)
Biological process (GO): regulation of peptide transport
Cellular component (GO): membrane
Source: RefSeq, a predicted model, not a curated record
AUGGUCACGCCGCUUGUGACUGCGAUGGGUGGGUCCCGCCAAUGCCGAAGACUACGAUCCCACAUCAGCGUCCAAGCGUGGCUCAGUGUGGCAGUGGGUCGUAGGCUGCGUCUUCCUCGUGUGUGUGGCCAUCAUCUCAUCCAGUACAUCUUCAACGACUUGUCCUUCGAGGCUCCAUUCUUCCUCACUUCAUUCGGCAUGGCGCUCUUCUCCGUUAAUCUCCCCAUCUACUACGUGACCAAGGUGUGGCUCCCCCAGUUAGGCCGCGGUCUGUCGGGCUUGAGCGUGUCUGGCUUACCUCAGGUCAAGUCGGAGACGGGCACGGAAGUGAAGCAGACAGCGCACAACAAGGCAACGCUCCGUCGUACAGUGGUCGCCGCUGCCGUCGUUGCUCCACUCUGGUUCAUCGCCAACUUCACGUACAAUGAGAGUCUCAAUCUCACCAGCGUCACUAGCAGCACCAUCCUCAGUGCCACCUCCUCCGUGUUCACACUGAUCCUCGCCGUAUGGAUCCUCAAGGAGCGUUUCACAUGGCCCAAGGCGCUGGGUGUGGCGCUCUGCAUGGCUGGCAACUGUUGCGUACAGCUGUAG